AUGUCCAUUCAACAAGAACGAAAUAGAAUUUUAAAAUCACUAGAACAUGACUUCAUAAAUGACUUAUCAUUACAUCUAUACUCUACAUUUUUAUUGCAUCGUGUAAAUCCAAAUUUCCCAUUAACGCGAUGGGCAAGUUGGCCUAAAGAGUUCAGUAAAGUCCCCAUACCAGAACACAAAUAUGAGGAUGACUUGAUUGAUGAAGAUCAGGAAAAGUAUGAAAGAGAUAUCGAUGAGGAUCAUGAUUUAUUUGAGAGGGAUAAGGAAUGGCAGUUGGAGGAUGCGGCUACAACGAAAAGGAGGAAGACCAAGAGGCUGUUGCGAGAUGUGAGAGAUGAGGAGGAUGCGAGUAGCAGAGGUGAAGUGAGCCACAAGAGUGAUUCAAAUGAUGGUGACUCUGAUAGUAAACAUAGCAAUGAUUCUGAUGACGACCAUGGUUCUGAUGACGGUAAUGACGACGAUGACGAGAAUAACGAAUACGAUGAAGACAAACUACUCAAUCACAGGAAUAAAAUAAUUGAAGUAAGCUAUACCGAAAAAAUACCACUGGCAAAGAUCUCAUUGAUGAACUCAAUAAAUUCAAUUCUUGAAACGAAAAUACACAACAAGAUCAACCAAAUGAAACAAGACAAUGAAAUAGAUUCAGGUUUGCAUUUCACUGAUUCAUUUCCGAAAAAUUUACCCAUUGUAAGUGAAAUUGCCAAUCGGUUUAAUACAAUGUUGGAAACCAUGUUUGAUACUUUCCAUUUGAAAGAUUAUCCGUUGAACUGGCAUCAUGUAUUGAUUGCUGGUAUGAUUAAUGAUCGAAUGCAGAACAGAUGCAACCGACAGUUGUAUGAAGGAGUUUUGCAACAGUGUCAAGAUUUGUUUGAUAAUUUGCAUAAUGUUUAUGAAUUUGAAGAUGAGGAGGAGGAAGACAAUCUGGAGGUUUUCACUGCUGGCGGUGGGUUUAAUGUCGGGAAAUAUUUACAAUCAUUAAGCGAUGAAUCUCCUGGUCCAGGACAAAAGGAUUAUUCGCUUUUAGCCAAGGAGUAUUUACGUGGGUUUAAUGAACAGGUCAAUUUUGAGGCAAGAUUGAAACAAAAUUUGAUUAAUAUGAUUAAUGAGAACGAAGAAGAUGAUGAAGAAGUGAGAAUAUAUAUGAAGAGACGAAGACGGAGCAACGAGGAUGGAGCCAGUGACGAAUCUGAAGAGAUGCAAGAUACCCCAUCAACGGUUCAACUGGAGGAAAUAACCAGUUUACAUGAAUCUAAUUUGAAAUCUAAACAUCGACGAUUACUAGAACAACAACUCGAGUUCCAAAAAUCAUAUAUAAUCAAACCCUGA
Molecule: messenger RNA, 1326 nt
Organism: Lodderomyces margitis
Lineage: Eukaryota; Fungi; Ascomycota; Pichiomycetes; Serinales; Debaryomycetaceae
Exons: 1
Coding region: 1-1326 (441 amino acids)
Source: RefSeq, a predicted model, not a curated record